AUGUGUAUCACACUGUGGCGCCGAUAUUUCUGCCCCAAAGCUCCUAAUCUCCUGCAAUUGCCAGAUUCAGGCAAUUUUGUGGCAACACACCCCAGGCCAAAACCAGCAGUACCCAACCACCAUUUGCUGUCCGAAGACGAUGGCGUCUACAGAGAGAAUGCCCAUGACCCAAGUGACAAUGUUCCAGAUGGAAAGCACAUACACUGGAUCAAGAACUUGAUACGCUGUAGUCAUAUAUACGCCAGGCAAUGUGCUGAUCUGUCCUCAGAUAUGAUCAAGAUUCAGUAUAUCAACAGCGUUUGCCCGAACUGUUCGGGCGACAUCGACAUUCACGUCGAAGACCACGACCUCAUCCUGGAGGAAUUCGACAUUCACCCCCGGAUCCCCACAGAAAACGAACGGGACGUAGCCCUUGACGUCAGAUUUGAAGGGUAUAAGGAAUACUACCUGCUCCAUCUCCUCCAACUGGUGAUGUGGGUCCUCUACAAGCCUUAUCCUAUGCCUGGGCAGGGCGUAGCUUGGACUAAUGCCAUUUCAAACGUCUGGCCGGAAACAUUUUGCAAACUAAGAAUGAGUCACAUUGGGCACGAAGAAGAAGAUUGUGACUGUGUCUCGACACUUGAAGAGUGGCGCGCUAACUUGGCGUACUCCAUACGAAAGAAUGAGGCCAAGGCAGUCUUGAAUCACAUCAACAAUAUACCAAACGGCGAAAUCAGUCAGUUUUGGUCAAGUCCAAUCCUUGUACAAGUGGCAGAUGGCGUGAUAACCGAAGAUUGGCGCCUGAGCCAGAGGGCAUUGGAAAUAUACAAUCGAUAUGAGGACGUUGACUUUCCACUGAGACAAAUGGAAUUCGUAAACCUCCGCAAUGAGGUGUAUGGCCGCCGCUUAUCUAGGCUGUACCAUUUAUCGGAGCAAUGCCACAUCGAGCUUCUCCAACGGGGCCAGGCAACCUCACAACAAUAUCCAGCUAACGCAGCUUACAUGACGCGAAGAAUUCAUUGGCUGGGUCUGGACAAUUGGAGAGAUUCACUCGCCAGGCGCCACCUAUUGCUGGACUGGCUGUAUCAGUUUCUAGCUUGUGAUGCGGGGCUGGACGAGGAGGUCAUGAUGUACUUGGGUGGCGCGCUUCUGGCGAUUCUCAACCCCUGGCCAAAUAGGCAGCAUUACCCCCAUCCCUCUCAUCCGCAACCGCAGGCCUUCGACCCGGACCUCGCGGCAUGUGAUGUCUUACAGGAGUGCGUGUACCUAAUAGAGGAGCAGUGGCCUUUGGACGGCAAUAGCGCCAUCAUGCGGAACCUUACUAGGUCUACGACCUCAACGGCGCAGCUUGCAGACGUCAUCGACCGCAACCGGCGGAUUGUGAUACGGGACAUCACGGAGCGUAACCGCUCCGCCGACGCCAAGUCACAGGCACUUAUAGCCACUCCGGAGCAAGCUAACCAGGAGGGAGACCACCAGUGUGCUGUGUGCCAGAUGCCGUGGGACCAUGCGCCCUGCCACGAACCGGUGCAGAUGCCGUGCUGCAGGAAGUACAUUGGACGGCGGUGUCUGAAGAAGUGGCUAGCACAGAAGCCGCUCCGAAGAGCGUUGGCCGAUCAGCCGGAGACAGAUGUGACAUGGGCGGCCGAGUGGAAUUGUCUGUUGUGCCGGGGCCAGAUUGGACCGCAUUUCUCACCGAACCUCAACCUUGGGUCCUUGUUUGGGCCAUCGAGCAUUCGACAUAUAACUUUUCACAGCAGAAUGGAGCCGCAGCCGCGGCCGCCACAAUAUUGGGAUCAUAUGCGUAGGUUGCAGGAGGAAAAUGGAGCAGAGGGGCAAUCACAAUAG
Messenger RNA from Colletotrichum truncatum, 1827 nucleotides. RefSeq lists its product as uncharacterized. The record is from RefSeq and is a predicted model, not a curated record. NCBI's taxonomy places the organism in Eukaryota, Fungi, Ascomycota, Sordariomycetes, Glomerellales, Glomerellaceae.